AGACAAUGUGGAUCCUUGUGACGCUCGGCGAUCUCAGCGCAAUAGCCCAGGAGUAUCAAAUGUUUGGCUGCAAAUUAAAUCCGUGUUUUGGGAAUAGUCGGCAUUAAGUAGAGGUGAGGAUGAAAAGCUUGUCUUGUUUAGCUGCGUUUCGAAGAGAGUGACAGCUUUGGGUGCUGUGGAACUGUAAAUAUUAGUUUAGCUUGAUCAGGAUUCCUGCGGUCCGUUGUAAAGCGUUCACUCAAAGCGGGGAAUGGGGUGGAGCAGUAAGGCUGCGGUGACUGAGGGUGCCUGGAGCUUCAUAAGUUUUGCCACUGUUCUCUCAAAGGCAGAUCCCUGUGACAUCAACAGCUUCUGCACCAAGUCUUGAUUCUGCUCCAGGCUGCUCUGAUCCUGGGUGCUGGGACCUCCUCAGGCCGUGGUUACCUUGCCUUUCUUUGGGGACAUGGUGUGAAAUGCCAGGUGACGGUGCAGGAAGAGUUGGGAGGUGGUGAGGGCGUGGGAUACAGUGCUGGAGUGGGACAGACGUCCCUUCCGACCCUUCCUCCUGGGCUGUUGUCUGUCACCAGGCACCACACUUCCCUCCUGGUGUCCCAUGGGUUAAUGCUCUCUAAGCAGGUCUAUUGCAAGGCACUAUAAAAGGGAGGAUAUUUGUAUGACGAAUGAAGGCAGAAAGUCAUUUCAGACUAUUGAGCAGAUACCCAAGGUUUCCAAGGUUGCAAAGCGAGUAGGAGACACAGGCAAAUCUUGCGUGAAUGCUGGCAAGUCCUUGGGAAGUUGUCCUUGGGAUCCGUUUGCCUGAGCGUUUUCAAUUCCUGUCUCACCUGAGUGUCAGUGACUCAGAGCAUGGACACCACGAGCUUUAACUUCUCCAGAGUCUACUCGUGAGACAGCGACAGUAGCCCGUGAGUCAUCGUUGUGUAACUUCAGUGGACGGGGUUGACUCACUCGCGUUCGGUUAGAGCAAUAUUUAAUUGCUCUCAUAAUGUAGGUCUGGAGCGUGAAGGGGCAGACUUCCACCAGCAGGAGAGGUGACUCGGUCUGUGGCUACGGUGGAAGUCGAUGGGAGCCAGCUGCCUCCUCUCCGGAGCUGAGUUGUUGCUAAGCUGAUGCUGUGCCUUAUUUAUGGGACGCGGAGUCAGGGCACCACGCCAGUUCUCCUGGAAAGAUCAACGUGAACCGGAGAAAAGCACAGACAGGGAGCCCUGCCCAAAGGUGCCUCCUGCCAGCGCUGCCCCGUCUGAAGCAAUGACUCCCCAGUGCCUUCUCCAGGAUUUCCAAUGUGAUUUUGUUCAACCUUUAAAGCAAGUGCCCUUGAACUUGGGACAGGUGCCCCCAGACACCGCCGACGCCACACUGAGAAGCCGCACGGGGUGGUGACCCAGCGCAGCAUGUCCCAAAACCCGUCACCCCUCCGCUGCCACUGACCGGGAGUGAGCCCUGUGCCCAGCAGCAUGGUGGGGCAGAGCGAGGGCAGGAAGGUGGUCCUCCUGGAGCCUUUCGUCCACCAGGUGGGCGGCCACAUGAGCAUGAUGAAGUACGACGAGCACACGGUCUGCAAGCCCCUGGUCUCGCAGGAGCUGAGCUUCUACGAGUCGCUGCCCCUGGCCAUGCGGCAGUUCACGCCCCAGUACAAAGGUGUCAUUUCUGUGCACCUCAAGAAGGACAGCCUCGGCAACCUGACCCUGCUCGCCAGCCCCAGCCUGCAGGCGGAGAGCUGCGGCCGGCUGGACCACGCCAUCGGCGACUCGGCGGUGACGAUCUGGCACAAGUACAAGCGGGCUGCCGGCACCAGCAGCGAGCACGCCCUCGUCAAGAGGUGUCACACGCAGCUCACCAAGACCUUCAAAGACAGCUGCCCAGGGAAGAUGCUAUUGAGGACAGACCUUCAGUACCACACAGAUCCACUUUUGGAAGAUGCAAACGGAAACCAGCCAGAAAGAAAGAGCUACAACCCCUGGGGACUGCACUGUCACAGGCAGCACCUGAACCGCAUGUCCUCCAAGUAUAAUGAGAACAAACUUCACCAAUUUCUAUUGCUUGAGAAUGUGGUAUCAAAAUACAGCUAUCCCUGCAUCCUGGACUUAAAGAUGGGCACCCGGCAGCACGGAGAUGACGCCUCAGAGGAGAAGAAAGCGCGUCACAUCAAGAAGUGUGAACAAAGCACCUCUGCCUCUCUGGGCGUUCGCAUCUGUGGGAUGCAGGUCUACCAAGUGGACACUGGCCAUUUUCUCUGCAAGGAUAAAUAUUAUGGAAGGAAACUCUCUCCCGAAGGAUUCAGGCAAGCCUUGCACCAGUUCCUGUGCAAUGGUAACCGCCUCAGAACAGAUGUCCUGGAGCCCAUCAUCCUGCAGCUAAAAGCUCUGCUCUCAGUCAUCAGGAAGCAAAGCUCUUACAGGUUCUACUCCAGCUCACUUCUCAUCAUCUAUGAUGGACUGGAGCACAAGGAGAACACAGCACCCUUGGAUAAUCACCUCCAGGGGCACUUCCAAAAAACAAACUGCACCACGACACACGGCACUAAUCACGCCAGAGUCGACGUCCGCAUGAUAGACUUUGCCCACACCACUUUUAAGGGCUCCAAAUGCAAUCACACCACUUAUGACGGGCCAGACCAUGGCUAUAUUUUUGGCUUGGAGAACCUCAUCAAAAUUCUUCAGAACAUCUCGGAAGGAAAAUGACAAAUUCUGUGAAAUAGCCUGAAUUUACUAGUGACCGAUAUCCCUGAAAAGUAUCGCAUUGGGUCAGUUGUGUGGGACCCUCACAGCUGCUGAAUGUCACGUGCACGGCUUGGAAUGAGAGCAUGGACAGCUUGCUAGGAAAAACUGCUACGUGCCAUUACUGAACUGAAGCGUAAAAAGCAAAGAGCUGAAAGAAUCUGUUCUGCCUGCAAUCAAUCAGAAGAUUUAUUUUCCUUUCUUGUUUUACUGCUGUCCUUGAUUUAUUUGUGAGUCAAAAGAAAGCAUUACUUGAAAGAGUCUUAAUGAUAAAAUAGGACCUGCUCACCUCCACCACACUCACCAAGCCAAGCAGGCUGAGAAGAUGUUGUGCAUGUGAGUGAGACGAUUAAAAUGAGCUGGCAGGUCUUAACAGAUUGCAGCAUUACUCUCAUCUCACGCUCAGUGCUACGGGCCGAACACACUCAAAGACACAAGUGGAACUAAAAUGCACACCCUGACAUUCACACUCCACGUGCCCAGCGCUGCAAGACUGUCCUUGCAAGUCAUUUUCCAUACAGCGCGGGUAUUUGGUGCUUUGUUGAAACACAAAUGUACCAGAUGCAGAACUCUGGUUCUGUACUGCUUAAGGUGUAAAAGCAGGUGGACCUCAGACCAAGAACUGGACCUUGCAAAGGUUUAAUAUUCCUGCGGGACGUAACAGGGCAUGUUUCCUAAACUUUCUAAGCGAGAAGCUCCUUGGGGGCUGGGAAUGUGAUGAUCCUGUCAGAUACUAGUCACACAAAAACAUUCACAUCAAGGUAUUUAUGCUUCUAAUUUAAAAAAAUAAAUUCAGGGACUAGACAUUAAAGUUCACCUAGAAAUUCUUUGAUACAAAUAUUGUGUGUGUGUUUGGAGGAGACAAUAACAAAAACUUGAUAAAAUGUUUACAGCUUUUGUUGACAGAUUUUAUUAUGGAACAAAUAUAAUUCCUUCCUGCAUGGUGUGGGAAACUUGUAUGAAAAGUCCUUACACAAGGAAUAGAGGUACAGAACCCAGUUAUUGGGGAGUGGGGAUAUAAAUAAAGUUGUCUAAGUAACUCUCA
This is a messenger RNA of Oxyura jamaicensis (ruddy duck), 3759 nucleotides long. It is a transcript of the gene IP6K3, whose product is annotated as inositol hexakisphosphate kinase 3. Gene Ontology annotation, cellular component: cytoplasm; nucleus. The transcript has 7 exons. The record is from RefSeq and is a predicted model, not a curated record. NCBI's taxonomy places the organism in Eukaryota, Metazoa, Chordata, Aves, Anseriformes, Anatidae. Gene Ontology annotation, biological process: inositol phosphate biosynthetic process; phosphatidylinositol phosphate biosynthetic process. Bases 1452 to 2678 code for a protein of 408 amino acids. Gene Ontology annotation, molecular function: inositol hexakisphosphate kinase activity.